AUGACCACAAAAAUUAUGAAUGCUUCUAUCAAUGUGAUAGGAGUUUUUAUAGAUCAAUUGAUUCCAGUGAAUGAGUCAUUUGUCAAGUUUAAUAUUGUGGAAGCAAGUUUUAGAUCUAAUUGUCGUGAAUUUGCUGUAGCACAUGAAAACAGGAAACUUUUACAUGUGAUUAUAUUUGACACACUAUCUGAAAGGAUGAUCAAUAGGGAGGAAUUAGAUAAAUUAGUGGAUAAGACAGACUUUUUAAAUUGUGUUAUCCCAUAUUUAUCGUGGGACAACCAAGAAAUUGCCAAACAAGUCAUUGAGCUAUACACCAAUGUAGAGCCUCCCUCAAAUUCAAGUCUCUACUGUUGGGCAACAAGUGAAAUCAAUCAAAAAGGUAUAGCUGCUGGAUCAAAAACAAUACAACUACUAUCCAAUCAAGAGGGCAAAAUCAAUCUCCAAACUUUGUAUACAAUUAAGAAUCUAGCUUAUUGCCAAACUAUGACAACAUGCUCUAUUCCCAUCACUUUAACUCUUCCACUCUACAACACUAUUAUCGAAUCAUCACCUUUACAAUAUUACAAAACCAAGACUACUGUGAAAGCUUUUCUUACUGUAAAAUUUAAGGGCAGGAUUGAGGAUGGACAAGAUACUUUCUGUUUGAGGUAUUGUUGUGAACAUGAUUUUUUCAACGAUUUAAAGUAUACAGAGCUGGUACUAUAUUUUGAAAACCAACCAGAGAAUAUUAUCACACUUUACCAUUUUGAUAUUUCAAAUUGUGAUCCACAGAAUCAUGAGGUGAAUGAAUGGUCAGAAAGCAUCAAAGAGAAAUACUUGAGUAGAGUACAGAAAGUAUUAGGACUAAAUAGAAAACUAACUCCUUGCAUGUUGGUCGAUAUAAUGUGUAAUUAUGCAUUGACAAAAAGAAUUGACCAUCUCAAUCAUAACUUGUUUACUGAUAAAGAUGAGAGACCAGGACUUUGUGUGGAACCAUUUAAACGUAUUUUAAAUGGUGUAGAGAUGGCUGAAAGUUUGUUAAGUUGA
Molecule: messenger RNA, 1026 nt
Organism: Naegleria gruberi
Lineage: Eukaryota; Heterolobosea; Eutetramitea; Acrasida; Naegleriidae
Exons: 1
Coding region: 1-1026 (341 amino acids)
Source: RefSeq, a predicted model, not a curated record